AUGUUGCUUGUAUCGGAGGCUGAUGACGGUUGCAAUCGGUUCUACUGUCCCACAUGUCCAUAUGAAUUCAAGAUCAAUGGGUUCCAAAUGUAUGACCGGAAGAAGCUUACCAGAAAGGAAGUAGAUGAUGUUCUUGGAGGAGAAGCUGCUUGGGAGAAUGUUGACCAGACCCAAGCUCAAUGUCCUAUUGAUUCUUGUGGUAGUGAUAAGGCCUAUUUCUUCCAAUUGCAGAUCAGAUCUGCUGAUGAGCCUAUGACGACGUUUUACAAGUGUGUUAAAUGUGCUCAUAGAUGGAAGGAGAAUUAG
This is a messenger RNA of Lizanozyma spartinae, 306 nucleotides long. It is a transcript of the gene RPC11, whose product is annotated as DNA-directed RNA polymerase III core subunit. Lineage: Eukaryota; Fungi; Ascomycota; Pichiomycetes; Serinales; Debaryomycetaceae. Bases 1 to 306 code for a protein of 101 amino acids. The record is from RefSeq and is a predicted model, not a curated record. The transcript has a single exon. Gene Ontology annotation, molecular function: DNA-directed RNA polymerase activity; zinc ion binding; nucleic acid binding. Gene Ontology annotation, cellular component: RNA polymerase III complex. Gene Ontology annotation, biological process: DNA-templated transcription; termination of RNA polymerase III transcription.